Molecule: messenger RNA, 954 nt
Organism: Calliphora vicina (urban bluebottle blowfly)
Lineage: Eukaryota; Metazoa; Arthropoda; Insecta; Diptera; Calliphoridae
Exons: 2
Coding region: 1-954 (317 amino acids)
Molecular function (GO): catalytic activity
Source: RefSeq, a predicted model, not a curated record
AUGGUCCAGGAACCUUGGAUCCACCAGGAUCGUAUCUGUGGACUAAGUCUGAAGGGCUAUAAGCUCUACUACGCUAAAGGCGCAGGUAAAAUUAGAUCCUGUAUACUGGCUAAAAGCUCUUUGAAUAUCUUCAUUCUGUCUGAUUACAGCAAUGAAGAUACAGUAGCAGUCUCAUGGGAAACCAAUGAAGGCAGUUUGUUGUGGCUGAUCUCCAGCUAUAUGGCGCACGAUCAUGGGGAGCAUCCGCCAAAUGAUGCUGUCCGCAGUGCUGUUAAAAUGGCGAAUAGGUCUAAGAUACCUUUAGUUAUCUGUGCUGACGCUAACUCGCACCACAUCAUAUGGGGUAGCAGUGACACCAAUACAAGAGGUGAGAGUCUUUUCAACUUCAUUCUUAAUAGUAGUUUGGAAGUAGUAAAUAGAGGUUCAGAACCUACCUUCAUUAUCGCUAACAGAAGUGAGGUUCUAGACUUAACACUUGUAAGUGCUGAACAUCACAGCAUGAUUACUAAUUGGGCCGUCUCUAGCGACUGCUCCUUCUCCGAUCACCAAUAUAUUGACUUUAAUAUUAGUGUAACUAUUAGGAGUGUUAAUAACAUUCUAAAUAGGAGGAAGACCAAUUGGGAGUUGCAACGUGACGCUCUCUCUCGGUCUUUGCCAAACCCACCCUCUAUUGAGAAUAGGGAAGAUAUUGAGGUAGCAGUGGAGACACUCACAGAAGCGUUUCAAUCGGCUACUAACUUGGCCUGUAGGCCGACCAUCCGCAGAGUCUCCAAGCACUCGUUUUCGACUAAAACACCAAAUUCAUAUGAAAAGUUGUUGGCUGGCUGUCACAAGGCAGCAAAUACAACAACAAUUACCAUAUUCACCACCCAUAACAGCAAAAAAUCAUCCCAACACAAUAGCAUACACCAACAACACAAAGAAACCAAACAACAAAAUUCACCACCUCACUAA